Molecule: messenger RNA, 714 nt
Organism: Hydatigera taeniaeformis
Lineage: Eukaryota; Metazoa; Platyhelminthes; Cestoda; Cyclophyllidea; Taeniidae
Source: the annotation of a GenBank genome assembly
AUGCCCUGUCUCGUUCUUAUCCGUGUUCGGAUUCAGGACCUCUACACACUGCGCAACGCCAUCUACAAAGCACGCAGUGUCCUAGAAAAGGGCUACCGAGGUCUCUAUAUCGGCAUCUCCAACGAUGCUGAAAGAGUACCACCUUGUGAGAGUCAACCACUUCUUAACUAUGGUAUGGGAUUAUUCUACUUCUCGGACGAAGCAGAUGCCCGACGCUUCAUCUACAGUGAUCAGGGCUUCAUGGAGACUGAUUUUUUGGAAAACUCGGACAUUAUGAUUAUCCCCAUGCUUAAGCCGCUUCUGAUUGGUUGUUACGGAACGGCGCUUCUCUUCACGGAGUUGGUUCGAAGUGAAAACUACUGCCAAAUGCCAGCAUCAGCUAUCACCUUUGAUAUGGAGAAGUGUGGAGCAGUGCCAAACAUUGUGGACACCAUCCAAGUAGCCAUGAUUAGAGCCUAUGAAGCAAAACCUGGCGGUUUUCGUAUCUCCCAAUUUCCCAACAAGAAGGUCUUCUACGAUUGGGUGAAGUCAGGUAAAUUUUGCCACGCCAACAUUCAUGUUGAAUGCUUCAUUGAUGUGAUGCGUGUUAGUGAUUACUUCCUUCCCACUUUUCUCCACCUCAUUACAGAUUGUGGAGCCCGUUUCAGGGAGGAUAUGUGCAAAGUGAGGAGCAUGAACACGUACAUUGCAACAUUUGCAAGGGAUCUGUUUUGA